Molecule: messenger RNA, 10207 nt
Organism: Lytechinus variegatus (green sea urchin)
Lineage: Eukaryota; Metazoa; Echinodermata; Echinoidea; Temnopleuroida; Toxopneustidae
Exons: 63
Coding region: 232-10086 (3284 amino acids)
Cellular component (GO): plasma membrane
Molecular function (GO): protein binding
Source: RefSeq, a predicted model, not a curated record
CAGCAAGAUCAGAUAGAUAUAGCAUGUCUAGAGGUUCGUAGCAUAAGGUAUCUGGCAAUACUCACUGAGGAUAUCACCCGGAAUACAGUAUCUGACCUACGGCUCUUUUAGACUGAACGUUUCGAUUCUUCGAAAAAGAGAUUUCUCGGAAGUAUCUUUGGAUGUCGGCCUUUACGGGCCAUCUAUAAAGAAAGACAUCUCUAUUCGUGGAAGGGGAUUUCUAGUCUGAAAAUGGCUGAUAAGGACGUGAAUGACGUCAAUCCUAUCAUCGGAGACAUUGAGCUCGAGACGUACGACCCCGCUGUUGAGAAAGGGGGGAACGUUUUCCGUCAGCCCGACGAUGCGGACACGAGCACCAUAGGGGAAGAGAUCUUCCACCCAGAAAGUAGGAAGAAAAAGUCGCUGACGAAGUCCCUGCUAAAGGGAUUCAUCGUGGUUGCAGUCGUAGUCGUCAUCGUUGUCGCAAUCAUCUGCCUUGUCAUUUUCCUUGGUCCAGAAAUAGCAGGGCCCACAACAAAGGCGCCACCAAGAUCAACAACAACUCCAGCUCCAACCGUCAUUCCGGGAGUAGUAGUUGGCGAUGUGAACGUCAAAGUGUCUGCCACCCUGAAUGGAAUAGUAUUCAUUCCAGAGUUUAGUGACCCCUCGUCUACUGAAUAUAUGGAGUUUGCGAGCAAGACGGAAGCUGAGAUGAUGAACGGACUACAGAAUGACAAUAUGAUUGGCGACUUCGUAAACAAUGUUACUGUGACAAGUUUAAGUCCUGGGAGUAUUGUCGUGGUUGCAGAAAUCGUAGUUUCUGGUGACGUCGCGACGGCCUUACCUGGAACUGGAGACUCCUCAUCAGCAUUUGACGUUCAGCUUGAAAUAGCGAAUCAGGUGUCUGACGCCACCAACGACGCUGUUAUGCAAUCACUGUCCAACAAUGACAACCUUGGAUCGACAGAUGUCCAAGUUGAAAUUUCAGAGGUAUCUGUUCCAGUAACAGCCGGUGGCACGAAUCUACCAGAUACCAUCACGCCUGGAGAAGCUUGCAACGAAGGAUUUUUCCGCUGCAACGACGGCACAUGCAUCACUCAAUCGUUAAGGUGUGAUAAUGAGGAGCAAUGUUCGACUGGGGAGGAUGAGCAACUGUGCGAAUCACCAACAGAAGAGACCACAACAGCGACACCUACGACAACAGUUACCAUGGCUCCAACAGUAAUUCCUGGAGUGGUCAUCGGGGAUGUGAAUGUCAAAGUUGCCGCCACCUUGGAGGGAGUCGAUUUCAUUUCCGAGUAUAAUGAUCCUUCCUCUACUGAAUACAUGACUUUCACUGGCACAGUAGAAACUGAGCUGAUGAACGGAUUACAGAUCAAUGGCCAGCUCAUGGAUUACAUAACUGAUGUGACUGUGACGGGUCUAAGCCCUGGGAGUGUCAUCGUGGAUGCAGAUAUUGGGGUCUCAGCAGCGAUCGCGAUGUCUCUAUCCGAGGAAUCUAAAAACACCAUGUCAGCCUUCGAAGUUCAGCUGGCAGUAGCAAAUCUGGUAUCUAGCGCCAUCAACGAUGCUGUUAUGACAUCACUCUCUAAUAAUCCUCAACUUGGUUCGUCAGAUGCUCAAGCUGAUAUCAUAGAUGUACGUGUUCCAGUAACCGUCAAUGGUAUAAGCAUCCCAGAUAGUGUAACGCCAGGGGAUCCUUGCGCUGAUGGGUUUUUCCGCUGCACUGACGGUACCUGCAUACAUGAAACCUUGAGAUGCAACUACUUUGAUCAAUGUCCAAUGGGAGAAGAUGAGCAAUUAUGUGGUGAAUGCGAAAGUGAUGAGUUCAUGUGUGACAACGGCAAAUGUAUACCAGAGCAAUGGCAAUGUAAUUUUUACCUCAAUUGUGGUUAUGACAACGGCAUGUACAACUACGAAGACGAGAUUGGCUGCGGACAAGGGGAGAUAGAAAACAUCACCCUUGUUCAAGGGACACCGGUGCUCGUCCAGCCCCCAUCCUACCCCAACCCAUACCCCGCUCUUGAGAACCGUUACUGGGCUAUCACCACGGAAGACCCUGACCUCAUCAUCGGAUACACUUUCAUUACAUUCGACCUUAGACUUUCGGCCAGACUGAACUUUGAAAACAGAACCACGGGUAUAAGCCAUCCAUCAAACGAUUUGGCGUUCUAUUAUUACCGCUUUGAACCGGUUCCAGGAAGAGUUUAUGCUCUACAGACCAACGCUGCAUUUAUGUUCUUCUAUCCUGGCACACAUCCUGGCGGAACGGGAUUUGAAAUUGAAUUCAACGCCAUUCAUCCGUCUACAUAUACACCUGUUCCGUGUGACCUUGGACAGUUCCAGUGUGCCAGUGAUGGGGAAUGCAUCCCCAGCUACUAUCAGUGUGACGAUUACUACGACUGUUCAGACAAGUCAGACGAAAUUCCAGAGGUUUGCGCCAAUAUGCCCCCUCCAGGAGAGUGUGUUGCUGGCAACCAUCAGUAUCAGUGUGCAGAUGGUGAGACAUGCAUCCAUGCUGCCUGGGAAUGUGAUCACUAUGAAGAUUGUCCCGGUGGAGAUGACGAACAUCAAAAUUGUCCUUGUGAUUCAAAUAGUACAUUCCGAUGUUCGCCCGAUGAGAGGUGCUUUCCAGUUGCCUGGAUGUGCGAUGGGUAUCCCGAUUGCGCCGAUUUUUCUGACGAAUCAUCGUGCGGGGGCCCAGAUUCUAUAGAUGCCCGGGUUUUAAGUCCAGGACAAACCAUGAAUUUCACAUCUCCCAACUAUCCUAGUGAUUACGGGAUGAACGUAUACUAUGCCUUCACCUUCCAAACAAUCGAAGGAUAUAGAAUUCGGAUCAACGUUUAUGACUUCUCCACUGAGAUUGGAGGGUAUGCACUGAUAGGGGAUGGAUUCGAUCCGAACGAUUUUUACUCAAGUUUACUCUACCUGGACUACACGAGUGAAGUCCCAAGCGUAGCACCAAUAUCGGUGAUAUCGACUUCACAUGCAAUAUGGGUGAAACUGCACGGGGGCCCGUAUGGAUUCAACAGACUAUAUGCAUCGGCAACGUCAACAAAUGAAUGCAUUGAAAACGAGUUUGAAUGUCCAGAUGGCUCUUGCAUACCUUCAUAUUACUUAUGUGACUUUUAUCCCGAUUGCAAUCCGGGAUACACGGAUGAGCUGAAUUGCCCAGAACACCCUACCAUUGUUCACCAAGAUGUCUUAGUGGAUGCUUCCUACAACUUCACGUCUCCGCUCUAUCCUGCAAACUAUUCUGGCAACAGCACAUUCUUCCCCUACACCUUCUCAUCCUCUGACCCAAGCAAGCACAUCAUGUUUGAGUUCUCCUUCUUCCAAGUCGGCGUAGGCAGCGCUCUCUCGUUCGGGACGGGGCACGAUUAUUACAACUUCGCGUCAUUAUUCGAUGUGUUCCACUCAAACUUGGCUCCUACGACUGUAUACGCACCAUCAGACCGAGUAUGGGCCGACUUCUAUUCUGGUUUCACAGAUGCUCCAGGAUUCUUUGCCACUGUAUCGACGUAUACUGCUGGUCUCAUUCCUCCCCCAGUGGUCUGUGAUUCUAGCCAAUGGGCAUGUCACGAUGGACUGUACUGUAUUCCACUACGCUAUCGAUGCGAUGGUCAUCGGGACUGUCCUUCUAACGGAGAAGACGAACAUGGAUGUUCUUCAAACUGCAGGGAGUAUGAAUUUGAAUGUAAGAACGGUGAAUGCCUUCCUGAGCAUUCCCAGUGUAACGGCCUAGAGCAGUGCUCAGAAGGAGAAGAUGAAAUUGGCUGCGGAACCGAAGGAGAAUGCAGUGAUCAGCAGUUCAGAUGCAACAGUGGUCUAUGUAUCCCAGAUAAUUUGAGAUGUAAUUACUUUUACAACUGCCCGGACCUUUCUGAUGAGUCACCUGAAGAAUGCGGAGAGUUUUGCAACGAGUUAGACCACUACAGAUGCACAUAUGACGGUAUGUGUAUUCCCCGGUAUUGGCUCUGUGAUUACUACACGGACUGCAUUGGAGGCGAUGACGAGAUGCUGUGCCACCUUCUUCAUGAACCAACCAACAUCACAUUGGCAAUGGGUGAACAAGCCAACAUCACCUCCCAGAACUGGCCCGACUCGGCCGACCCGGCCAUCUACCAACUCUGGCAUGUCACCGCCCCCGAGGGCGCUCUGAUCCACUUUGACUUCCUUGAUUACGACCUUGGCGUCCAGUCCUUCAUUGUCUUCUCCGAUGGUCAUAUGGUGGGCAACCACUCAAACGAAUGGGCCCACUAUUUUCACUCAUUCAAUCCUGAAAUCCUUCUCUCCCAUGAGAACACAAUCUCGGUGCAGUAUUACAGCGGAGCUUACGUCGGAACCCGAGGCUUCUUCCUGUCUAUGAGGGCAGUGCAUGGUGGUCACGUACACCCUCCAUGUUCGGACACAGCUUAUCAAUGCGCUGCUGAUUCUGAGUGCAUUCCCCCAUGGUGGCAAUGUGACGGGUAUUUCGAUUGCUUGGAGGGAGACGAUGAAAUGGACUGCACAUACCCUACUCCAGGAGAAUGCGGUGUCCAACAAGACGAAUACAGAUGCCAAGACACAGAUAUAUGCAUCCCGGGGUACCUUAGAUGCAACUACUACUCAAGCUGUCCUGGCCACGAUGAUGAGUUUAACUGUACUUGUAAAGAGAGUGACUUUAGAUGUCUGAGCAGUGGCCGAUGCAUCCCGGGCUCUUAUCAGUGUGAUUUCUACUAUGACUGCACUCCAGAAGAUAGGUCGGAUGAAAUAGAAGGAUGCGGAACACCAAAUACACUAGUGCAAGAGAACCUUCAAGUGGAACAGCUUUACACCAUCUUAUCGACCAACUACCCAAACCCUUACCCUCCGAAAGAAUACCUGGUGUACAUCAUCUCUGCCCCUGAUGACUACGUCGUCCGUGUGAUAUUCAACGAUUUCUCCAUCGAUUGGAAAGGUUUCCUCGCUUUUGGUCACGGCGACGAUUACCACGAUCACGACCAAGCUUUUGCCGUGUACAACCAUCAUGACAGGACUCCAGUGAAUUUCUACACACCAACCAAUCAGUUCUAUAUUGUCUUCCACGGCGGUCCCUAUGGGCAAUCCACCGGUUACAACAUCAGUAUGAUCCCGAUAGAACAAGCAGUUACCCCAACGGUAAUCCCACCUGGUACGUGUGCACCAUUGGAGUUUGCUUGCUUCGAUGGAACUUGCUUCCCUGCAACAUUCGAGUGCGAUGGCAUUCAUGACUGUAUUCAAAAUGAAGAUGAAGCUAGGUGUACAGCGGUAGGAGGAACUUGCCAGCCACAUCAAUUCACCUGCAACGAUGGUGCUUGUAUCCACGAAUCAUGGCGAUGUGAUGGUAUCAUUGACUGUAUUAAUGAUGAAGAAAAUUGCCCUUGUCCAGACCACUUGUACCAAUGUGCCCCAGGGGAAUGUAUUUUCCCUCAUUGGCAAUGUGAUGAUAUUAUUGAUUGUUCAAAUGGAAAAGACGAAGCCACUUGCGGUACAUGUGAAGAGGAUGAAUACACUUGCAGUGAUGGGGCCUGCAUACCGGGGGUCUACAAAUGCGAUGCAUUCUAUGAUUGUUUUACUCUUUCUGACGAGAUGGACUGCGGAACGUUGGAAAACACCGUAAACAUUUCACUGUCUGAGGGUGAAUCCCAGGUGAUCCGAUCGCCUGGCUACCCUGUCCCACAUGACAGCGGCUGCUAUUAUCUAUGGAUUAUCACCGUACCGGACGGACUCUACGUCCACGUCACUUUCCAAGACUUCUCGGUCACCAUCUACACGUAUCUUUCCUUCGGGACCGGUGCUGACCCCGAUGACGUGGACUCGUUCUAUACCGCCUACUACCAUCGCACUGCUUGGAACGAGGUUGUUGUCCCGAGCAGCGUCGCUUGGAUGCAGUUUCACUGCGGGGGCUAUGCGAAUGGCCGAGGGUUUGACCUGACCGUCACAACUACAAACAUCACCACUCAUGAGUUUGCUGACUGCACAGCCGGGCAGGCACAGUGUUACGAUGGACACUGUAUCGAUACCUUCUCUCUUUGUGAUAACUACAGAGAUUGUUCAAUGGGAGAAGAUGAAGGUCAUGGCGCACUUGUGAACUGUUCUACCUACGAUUAUAGAGCAUGUGGCAACCAUGACAAUGAGUUUAACUGCAAUUUGGCGGGUGGAGUCGACUUGUGUAUCCAUGGCAACUGGCGAUGUGACUUUGUAUAUGAUUGCCCUAACAAUGCAGAUGAAUUGAAUUGUCCAAGAAAUUGCACUGAGCAUGAGUUUGAGUGUCCGGACCGUCAAUGUAUCCCAAAUGCUCAACGAUGUGAUUUCCAUGUUGAUUGCCUCACUACAAGUCCAGAUGAUGAACUUAACUGUGGAACACCACAAAAUACAGAAUAUAUCUUCUUAAAUGAGAACAUUACCACGCUGAUAUCGCCAAACUUCCCUGACGUCUAUCCAAAGAACACGUACACAGUAACCCACGUUUCCACCGUUCCCGGUAAAGUGAUCAACGUGACGAUCAACGCACUCGACCUCAGCCUCCUCUCGUACGUUGUAUUUGGCAACGGGACAGACACACACGACUUCGAUCAGAUCUUUGAGGUCUACAUGCACAGAAGUGUACCUCCUUCCUAUCUCCUAUCCCAAGGGCAUGAACUCUUCAUCGAGUUCUUCACUGGCAUCUACGCUCUGUCACAAGGAUUUAACCUCACUCUUGAGGCCGUCGAUGAACCACCCGAUGUGACGUUUCCACCUUGUGAGGACGAAACUGACUUCCAAUGUGCAGGAGAUGGGACGUGCAUUAUAGAUGAUUGGGUUUGUGAUGACAUAAUAGAUUGCGGAGAUUCCAGUGAUGAGAUUGGAUGCGAAGAUGUGACAUGUCAGCCGGACGAAUAUGAGUGUAUUGUUGGGCCGGGAUGUAUUCCUGAGAGCUGGAAAUGCGAUGGAAUCGUAGACUGCUGGUUCGGAGAAGAUGAAGAAGACUGUGGUUUUACAUGUUCUUUCUUUGAGUUUGCAUGUCAAGCUACCGAAACAUGUAUCCCAUCAUACUGGGCUUGUGAUUACUAUCCAGACUGUGAUUUAGGCGAAGACGAAAAAGAUUGUUUUGACUGUGGAGAAGGAUACUUUAAUUGCAGUGAAGGGGUCUGCAUACCAGACUACUAUGUUUGCGACGCAGAUAACGACUGCUGGAAUGAGGUAGAUGAGGAUAGCUGUGGAACCAUUGAAAACACGCAAUACAUCACUCUUGGCAAUGGUGAAGAGCGCACCAUCCAGUCCCCUGGCUAUCCUAACAUCGAUGCCCACGACGCGCUGUGCUAUGUUGAAUGGAUUGUCAACGUUCCCGACGGUUAUGCUAUUCAUCUCACCGUCAAUGUCUUUGCGAUACCUCCCGAGGCGUGGCUUCAGAUGGGUACCGGGGACGACGCUGACAACGACACCAGUCGCUAUGCCGUCUAUCACAUCGGGACGGCCCCAAGAGAGAUUGUUCUCCCUGAUAGCACCGCCUGGAUCACGUAUCACUGCGGAGCUGGGUCGGCUCGAGGAUUCUCUAUUACCAUUAGACCAACCAAUAUUACAACUCACAACUAUACAGCCUGUACAGCCGGGGAAUUUGAGUGCAACGAUCAUCACUGCAUCCCAUCUCAUUAUCAAUGCGAUGGCUUCAAAGACUGUUCUAAUAAUGAGGACGAAUACGAUCACUUGGGACGUGUCAACUGUUCAAACUUUGAUCACAAUGCCUGCGGAACAUUUGGAACAGAAUUUAGAUGCCCAUCGGGAGCCUGCAUCCAUUCCAAUUACAGAUGCAACGGUUAUUUUGAAUGUCCAUAUUCUACUGCCGAUGAAACAUCAUGUCCGACAUGUGGGGAGACAAAGUUUCAAUGCCCCCUCGAACAAUGCAUACAUGGGACUAAGCGUUGUGACUUCUUUCUGGAUUGCACCGAGGGCGUUGACGACGAACUCAAUUGCGGAACACUCAACAAUACAGAAUACAUCUAUCUGAAUCAGAAUGGCACAAAUAUUACAUCAGUAAACUACCCGGGUGUGUACGAACCGAAUGAUUAUUACGCGAUAAUAGUCCGCACCGAUCCUAGCCGAGUGAUCCGUGUGAUUUUCUACGACGUCAAUCUCGCCGUCAACACUUUCCUGGCCUUUGGGCGUGGGAGCGACACUCAGGACUUCAACAACCUCUUCCUGGCAUACACCCAUCAAUCGACCAUUCCCCCAGAAUUCAUUUCAAGCACCAAUGAGAUAUAUAUCGAGUUUCACGCAAAGAACUACGUAGCUUUAGCCGGAUAUCUCUUAGGGUUAGAAGAUGUAGACCCAACGGAUUUUACUCAUCCACCCUGUUAUGAUGAUGAGUUCCAGUGUCACCUCACUGGAUUUUGCAUUCCUCUUAUUUGGGAGUGUGAUAACUUCCCGGAUUGUGGAGAUGCCAGUGAUGAAUAUUUCUGCCAAGCACCAGUCGAUGGACAGUGUCAGGACCACCACUUCACAUGCAAUAACUCGAAUUGCAUCCGCGAGGAUUGGCAGUGUGACGGCGUUGAUGACUGUGAUGAUAAUAGCGACGAAGCAGGCUGCCCUUUUACUGGCUGUGGCGGUUCUUCAAUUUUCUUUGAAUGUUACAACAGCUCACAGUGCAUCUUUUAUACACAGGAAUGCAACCAUGUAGCAGACUGUGAAUACGGCGAAGACGAGAUCGAUUGUCCAAUUGCUGGAGAUUGCGGAGAUAACUUCUUUAUGUGUUCUAACGAAGCCUGCAUACCAAAUUACUGGCGUUGUGAUGGAUUCAACGACUGUUUUGAUAACGGUGAUGAAAUGGAAUGCGGUACUGUAGGAACUAUUGAAAGCAUCACCAUUGGUUUGGGCGAGACUGCAAACUUCACUUCCCCAGACUAUCCGGACCGCUACGAUCCACAUUGCUACAUCGGCUGGGAAGUCACUGUUCCGGACGGAUAUUGGGUGCGUUUCCAGUUCUACUCCAUCCAGCUGGUAUUGCAAUCGUUCCUGUCGAUUGGAACAGGCCUCGACCACAGCGACCAUGACACGAUCGUAGCUGAAUUCCAGCACAACCACGAGCCGAGACAGUACGUCGUCCAAAGCAACGAGGCUUGGCUUGAAUUCCACUGUGGACCGCACGCAGGUGGAGAAGGGCUCCUGGUUCAUGCUUCAGCCAUUGAUCCAGACAAUUACGUACAUCCAAAUUGCUCUGGCGAUGAAUUCCAAUGUGAGGAUGGGAAUUGCAUCGAGACCUUUGACCUUUGUAAUGGAAGAAAUGAUUGCUUGGGAGGAGAGGAUGAAGACCAAAAUUGUGAGAAUUUCAACCCAAAUGGUUGUGAUGUAGCAGGAAAUGAAGUUGUAUGCCAUUUCUUUUCCUCCGUCUACUGUGUGCAUAAUACAUGGAGAUGCAAUGGACGGUCAGAUUGCAUUUUAAAUGAGGACGAGCAUGGCUGUGAGUGUGAUGCUGGUCAAUAUGACUGCGGAGACCAUUGUAUCCCUGCUACUUACUACUGUGAUGGGUAUCCCGACUGUACUGAUAAUUCUGAUGAGGAUUCCUGUGCCAAUAUAAACAAUACAGGUAAGUCAUGCAUUCCUACCAUUUACCCGUAUUCUGAAAUGUGGGUUUACAAUUAUUUUCCAAUAGGACAAUUGAGUUAUACCUUGACCAAUGAUCCCAUCAUCAUCACAUCUCCCAACUAUCCUGGAGACUACCCCCCAAAUGAUGUCACAGUGACGCUUGUCACCGCACCAGAAGGAACGGCGGUGUUAGCGCAGAUAUUAGAUUUCAAUAUCAGCUUCUCGACAUUUCUCCUCUUCACGAACGAUCACGAGGUCAAUCCGGUAACCAGCGAUUUCAUCACAUCACUUGGUUACACGUAUGGAAGGGACUUGACAGAUGCUGAGUCGGAGAUUAUAUCGAAUAGCAAUACAAUGGCCAUUACUCUCUAUACAGGAUAUUACGGCCAAGCCCAUGGCUUCCAGAUUCAACUUUCAGCGGUAGAAGCGCCAACAUGUGCCAGUGAUGAGUUUACAUGCGAUGACGGCGACUGCAUCCCUGACUUCUGGGAGUGCGACGGAUUUCCUGAUUGUUUUGAUUUUUCGGAUGAAAUCAGUUGCCCAUAGCUGAUGGAAUUUUCGAUCCAGGGCUUUUCUCUUGAACUGGAAGAAAAGAAUCCAGGACUACAGGCGUGAUGUAUGAUUGUAAUUCAGACAGUGACUCUCCAUUAAAACAAAUGGCCCUUAA